AUUCAUCCAUCCCUCGCUAUUAUUGUCAACUGGAACGACUGCGAUCGCUUUCCUUCUUGAGCUCGUGCAGCAUCGGCUCUUAUCGAUCGUCGAAGUCUAUCUUGCGUCUUUACCACCAGCACCCACGAGAUAUGCAAGGCGAACAUCACCAACUGUGACGGAAGCGGUCCUAGGACGGGAUCUGUUUAGCCCCUCCAUUCAGCAACACUGAAGCUUGUCUAGGCCCCGCAGUUGCCUCAGUUCAAGUCGAGAGUAUUUUGCAUCGCUUGCUUCUCGGUCGCCCACAUAGCUCGUCAAUCCACACGGUCAUAGAUUCUUUGCGCAGAGUGGGACGCGGUCGAUCACAGCAAUCGGCACAGACAAGAUGGCGAUGAAUUUCGUGACGUUCAACCAGGACUAUAGCUAUCUGGCCGUCGCGACUUCCAAGGGAUUUCGUAUCUUCACCACUGAUCCUUUCGCGAAAAGCUAUGAGACGAAGGAAGGGAACAUUGCCAUAAUUGAGAUGCUUUUCUCGACAUCCCUGGUUGCGCUGAUUCUGUCACCACGUCGCCUCCAAAUAACUAAUACCAAGCGCCAGUCGACGAUAUGCGAGUUGACAUUCCCUACCACCGUGCUCGCGGUCAAGCUGAAUCGCAAAAGACUUGUGAUAGUUCUGGAGGAUCAGAUCUACCUCUACGAUAUUCAGACGAUGAAGCUAUUGUAUACCAUUGAGACUUCCCCGAAUCCAAAUGCAAUCUGUGCUCUAUCCCCCUCCUCUGACAAUUGCUACCUCGCGUAUCCCCUUCCCCAGAAGGCGCCACCCUCGUCGUUUACUCCUCCUUCUCAUGCGCCUCCCGGCACCACACAUAUUUCACCUACGAGUGGUGAAGUUCUGAUCUUCGACACUCUGAAGCUGGAAGCUAUCAACGUUAUCGAAGCGCAUCGAUCUCCACUGGCGUGUAUAACACUUAACAGCGACGGUACACUGAUCGCCACCGCUUCCGACAAAGGAACCAUCAUCCGAGUGUUUUCCGUCCCUGAUGGUCACAAGCUAUAUCAGUUCCGGCGCGGAUCGAUACCGUCUAGGAUCUACAGCAUGUCGUUCAAUACCACCUCAACACUUCUCUGCGUAUCUUCCUCCACCGAGACCAUUCACCUGUUCAAAUUGAGCCAGCAGUCUCAGUCAUCACACACCACUCCGUCAUCGUCUUCGCCCACUGUUGCGGACCGGAGAUAUAGCCAAAGCUCUUUUGGCCAGUCCUCGGAUCCGGACGAUGUUGGCGGAGAGUCGGGCUCUUCUGAGCUAGCCUCCAGGAAACAUAAUGGAACCUUAAUGGGAAUCAUCCGGCGCACCUCACAAAAUGUCGGCAGCUCGUUUGCCGCGAAGGUGGGCGGGUAUCUUCCCAAGGGUGUCAGUGAGAUGUGGGAGCCCGCUCGUGACUUUGCGUGGAUCAAACUGCCCAAAACCAAUCAAGGCCCCGGCGCCAACGGCAGCAAUGGUCUGCUUCGCAGUGUCGUUGCAAUGAGCACCAACACGCCCCAGGUGAUGGUGGUGACCAGUGACGGAAACUUUUACGUUUUCAGUAUCGAUCUCUCGAAAGGUGGUGAGGGAACGUUGACCAAGCAAUACUCUGUCCUCGACGCGAACGACCGAUUGGGAUACUCAGUCAUGGAUUACUGAAUUUGUCUUAGAUACCAUUCAUUUCGAUUCUUGCUCUCUUUGCCUUUUGCUUCGCUAAAUCAAGUCAGUCGUUUAAUGAGCCAGUCGCAUGUUGUUCUUUCUUUGAGCGUCUGCAUUUCAACCUCUGUGUGUCUGUGUCCCAACAUCAAGCCCGUCUACAUGUGCAAGUCACUAUCUCUUCGCUCCGUCCUUUUCUUGCUUCUUCUUUUCAGGUACUUAAUUAGGGUUCCCUUUGUCCAGACUUCCGAGGACUUAUUAUAUAUGUGACUUAUAAUUCACCUGUGGUUGUGGCUGUGGCUGUUGUCUCUUUUGAACUGCGCGCCGCGCAGAGUAAACUUCCCUGUUCCGGUGAAAUGAGGCUUUUGAUGGAGAUGUUUGGUGUGUAUGCAUCCUCGGGCUAUACUACAAGGUUUCUGUAACUUAGUUCGCCUUUUGGUUAGUUCUCUUCAUCUCUUGCUUUCUCGCUCGACUCAUUGUAUGCCUCUUC
Aspergillus aculeatinus CBS 121060 is the source of this 2147-nucleotide messenger RNA. RefSeq names its product phosphoinositide binding protein ATG18. The record is from RefSeq and is a predicted model, not a curated record. Lineage: Eukaryota; Fungi; Ascomycota; Eurotiomycetes; Eurotiales; Aspergillaceae. Bases 365 to 1660 code for a protein of 431 amino acids. Gene Ontology annotation, molecular function: protein binding; phosphatidylinositol-3,5-bisphosphate binding; phosphatidylinositol-3-phosphate binding. Gene Ontology annotation, biological process: protein lipidation; protein localization to phagophore assembly site; autophagy of mitochondrion. The transcript has 5 exons. Gene Ontology annotation, cellular component: extrinsic component of membrane; phagophore assembly site membrane; fungal-type vacuole membrane.